CUCUGAUAUUAUUGCUAGCAUAUUACAUGUUCUUAUAUCAAAUGUUCUUAUCAACAAAGGUCACGCAUAACAGUAAUGCCAAAAUGGCGACCUUUGUUGUGAUUUGGUGCUUUCUAACAAUUUUGGUACAUAUUAUACAAUGCCAAGUGUCCUUAUUCCAAAACCUGGACGCACAUGAAGAACGAAUAUCCAUACUGGAAUCUUCCAUUGUAAAUGCAACUUCGUGCUGUAGCGCUCUCAAAAAGGAAAAUGAAUUUCUAAAGCUUCAACACCAGCAAUUAAUGUCAAUGGUGCAAAACCUAUCAAUACAAGUGUCAGCACUACAGCAGAAUGCAGUUGCCAUGUCAACUGUAUCCACAACAGUAACCACGGCAACACAAACUCCUCCUACUCCUUCAUCAGCGAUAUCUUCAACAACUGCCAUUCGCACACCACCAGCACCACCCACGCAACGUGAUUGUGCUGAUUUGGCUGCUAAAGGAGAGACAUCUAGCGGUGUGUACGAAAUAGAGCUAGGAGGAAGUGCAAAACAAGUGUACUGUGAUUUAUACCAUGAUGGAGGCCGCUGGACGGUCAUACAACGACGUCAGGACGGAUCAGUCAAUUUUAAUCGAAACUGGACAGAUUAUAGGGAGGGAUUCGGAAAUCUCACUUCCGAAUUCUGGCUCGGAAACGAGGCAAUACACAGAUUAACAGCUGCCGGAAAUAACGUCAUCAACAUCAAACUCAUGGAUUGGACAGGAGACAUCGUCUAUGCAGAAUAUAGGGAUUUUUAUGUAGGUCCAGAGAGCAUGGAUUAUACACUCACAGCUGGAAAAUAUACAGGAACUGCGGGGGAUUCGUUUAACUACCCACAAUCCAGUCUUCUACGUCACAAUAAUCACAGAUUUAGCACUCCUGAUCGAGAUCGAGACAGCUCCUUUAUGAACUGUGCCAAGCUUCUCAAUUCGGGAUGGUGGUUCAAUUCCUGCUAUAGCUCCAAUCUGAAUGGCGUAUUUCUAAAAGGAAUACCGUAUGGGCCCAAGACUAUGGGAGAAAUCUCUGGGGAUCCCACACUUGAAGGUACCGGUAUAGAGUGGUAUCCAUGGAAACAGAAACAGUACUCAAUGGCACGUGUAGAGAUGAAGAUUAGGCCAGCAUAAAUGAA
Saccostrea echinata is the source of this 1147-nucleotide messenger RNA. RefSeq names its product fibrinogen-like protein 1. The coding region runs from base 27 to 1142 and encodes 371 amino acids. Lineage: Eukaryota; Metazoa; Mollusca; Bivalvia; Ostreida; Ostreidae. The transcript is spliced from 5 exons. The record is from RefSeq and is a predicted model, not a curated record.